Tetrahymena thermophila SB210 is the source of this 7317-nucleotide messenger RNA. RefSeq lists its product as hypothetical. Gene Ontology annotation, molecular function: protein binding. NCBI's taxonomy places the organism in Eukaryota, Ciliophora, Oligohymenophorea, Hymenostomatida, Tetrahymenidae. The transcript has 11 exons. The record is from RefSeq and is a predicted model, not a curated record.
AUGAGCAUCAGCGAAAAUAACUGGAAUGCUUCUUUCCUUAUACACUUGAGUUAGCAAAAAAGAAAUUAUUUGUAGAAUUGUCUAAACGAGGACAUUACUCCACAUGUUUCAAUAAUUACAAUUUUUAAAAAGUCUGAGUAGGACCCUCAUUAGUAUAUAGAAAUGAAUUUGAGCAACCAAGGACUAAACGAUAUAGAUAUUUUGCCUCUUUUGAGAACACUAUCAAAUGACAAAUAUAUAUUGACGAUAGAUUUCAGCUAUAAUUAAUUAGAAUAAAUAACCUGUUUCUUCGACCUUAUUAACGAUUAGAAUACAAUUCAAGCAGUAAUUCUUACAGGCAAUUACCUAAAUGAAAAUCACAUUCAAAAAUUGAAAAAUUUUGCUAUUCAAUCAGAAAAGAAUAUUUGCAUAGAAUCAGAAAGCUAGUAUUCAUUUAAUUAGAUGUGUAUUUAAUAGCAAUAGUAGCAGUAAGGUAAGGCUUAAUCUCUUAGAGAGCAGGUAUUAGAGAAAAUAAAUCAAGCAAAGUAAAACAUUAAUAACUCAGCUAGUCAUAGCUCAAGCAUAGCUUCUAAUUCUACCAAUGCAUAGCAACUAACUACAAAGCAAUCUUAAAUUGGAGACAAUAAUUCAAACACUUCUUAAUAAAGCUAGGCAUUUAACAUUAAUUCAACAUUAAAUUCUUGCUAAAGCAAUAAAACUAUAUAGUCACCUUAUUAGUAAUUACAAUAAUAAUAGCUCCCAAUAUAAUAAGUUUCUAGUUUCAAAGCAGGUUUAAUUAAAUAAGAAAGCAUUUGUAAUUAACAGCAAUUAAAUUAGCAGUAAUAAAAAAUUUCAAAAGUUAGAACUGGGGUUUUACUUAAUUCUAUGGUGCCACCUCUUGAUUUACAGAGAAUAGCUGUUUAAAAGAAACCAAAUGCUGUGACUGAUAGAUCUUUAUCUCCUUGUAAUAGCAUUAACUAAUAAGGAUUAUUAUAGAAUUAGAUUAUCUAGAACUAGUAACAAAAUACAGAAAGAAUUAACACUAAUGAAUAAAAUAGCUCAAAUAGAUAACCUUAUCAUAUGGUUAGUGGAUAUUUUUCUAGCAGACAACCUUACAUGAAUCAAUAGUAAUCUACAACUAAUAUUCAUGGCAGCAAAAGCCCUAUUUCGAAUAGAGAGUCAAACCAAAAAAUUCUUAUUAUGAGUAGAAUGAAUUGGCUUAUUGAAAUUAGAAAUAUCUUCGAAGGAAUUGAAAAAUAGGGAAAAGCUAGCAUUUAAGAUUUAGUUAAUAGCAUUAUUAGUAAAUAAGAAGAUUUUUAAUUGCUUGAAGAAGAAAAAUAUAAUGAAAAAUACAAUGAACUAGGAUUGAGUGUUAAAGAUGUUACUAGAGAGUUAAGAUAUUAUAAAAAUUAGUUUAUUACAAUGGAUGAAAUAUUUAACUUAGUAGGGAAUAUUUAGCCUGAGCAGGCAAAAAUCAAAAGAUGCAUUAACAUAUUCUAGCAAGGUGAUAAAACAUACGAGUAAAUUGAAAAGAUGAGAAGAAAAGUUAAUGGAAGUAAUGGUAAUUUGAAAGCAAAUAACUAAACAAGCUUGGAAAGGAGUAACAGCUAAAUAAAUGUAAAUGGAAUCACAAUACAAACUCAAUUACCAUUUGCUAAUAUGAAUUCAUAAAACACAUUGAAGACUCCAAAAAACCAAGCCAUUAUGAAUAUUAAUUCAGCUUGCAAUACAAACCAAAAUUUUAAUGCUAAUACAAACAAUAAUAAUAUUAACUAAAACAAUCAACAAAGUUCUUCUUCGAAACACCAGCACUCUCAAAGCUAUAAUGGAAAUAUGCAAGUAUUAAAUGGAAACAAUCUUGUUAAGAGCAGAAAAAAUCUACAAGAAGCAUUUUAAGAAUAAGAGAAUUUAGAAAAAGAUGAUAAAAUUCCAACAUGCGAACUACCUAAAUAAAAUAAAUAAUAUUUCCCUUCAACUCGCCAUAAAAAGAGAGACCAAAUGAGAUUAAAAAAUGAAAAUAUGAUUAAUGUUUAAUUUUAAAAUAACACAAACAUCGAAAUGUCUAAAAGCAACAUAGAAGGUAUGUCUUCACCUGUAAAUAAAACUUAGAUCCCUUCUUCUUAUUAAUAUUAAUUUUCAAAUUAAAAUAUUGCUUAAAAUCAAAUGCCAAAUCAAGAUAAGGAUACAAGAUUUAUAUAAAAGGAAAGUGAUAAAUAAAACAGUGAUAUUUUAAUUACUUUGGCAUAAGAAGAAUUAGAAGAAUAUAAAAUAUGCAACAAUCCUUAUCAAUAAAAUAAUAAAAAAUAAAAUAAAAAUAUCACUGAAUAUAAAGCUUAGAACUGUUAUAACUUGUAAAACUAGCAAUUAAAUUCAAACUAACAGUUUAACAAAAUACCUCCUUUACCAAACAGCUCAAGAGUUCACCACAGCAGCAAUGUCAAUCUUCCUCCAAAAUAAAAUCAAUUAAAUAGAAACUGUUCAUCUGUAGGAAAAUUUUAAUCUCCUUAAUGCAUUAAAAAACUAUCUUCAAAUUAAUCCUCUGGUGGUGGUUAUGUUAAUAACUCACUUUAGUUCAAAUCUCCUGAAAAAUCAAUCAGAGAUGAAAAUAAUCUUAGUCCUAGCUAAUAUUUUGUAAAGCCAAUAGAAUCAAUUAAAAAACAUUCCACUAAUGACUUAUUAAACAAUCUCACUUCAAAUAGUAAAAAAAUAAAAAAUUCUUAAAGUCAAUCAAAUAUCAUACAAGAUCAACAAUAAUAAUUAAACAAUUUAUAUUAAAAUCAACAUGUUUUCACCAACAAUUUAGUUUAAAGCACCACUAACAAUUACUUACUUAACAGCAGUUAAAACACUUAAAAUACAAACUCAAACAAUAAUUAUAAUAAUGUAAAUAGUCUUAAAAAUAAUACUUAAAAUAAUAACAACAAUAUUCAAAUCAAAUCAAAUGUUGAAAUUUAAAAGCUCCCUAUUAAUAUAAAUAACAUUCAAAAUUAACAAAAUAAUGCACAUAUUUAAGAGAAGAGGAUCAACACUGAAGACCAUGAUAUAGAAACUGCCAGAUUCCAUAGAGAAGAUUCUCUUAAAUAAUUUGAUUCUAUUAAAAAAUCAAAUUAACCUUAUUUCACUAACUCCAAUGAAGAUAAAAAGAAAAACUCACUAAACAAUGAAGAAAAUAUUUUAAACAGCAAAAGUAAAAAAGUAAUUGUCAUAACUUAAUAACAGCAAGCUGAAGCCUUAGCUUUUUCUCAAAGAGGUAUGCCUCCAAAGAAAGCUUUACAAAAAGUUAGUUCUCAAUGCUAAUUACUGUAAAAUCCUAUAAAUAACUUACAGCAUUCAAAUACUUAAUCAGCUCUUUCUUCUACAAGAGCAAAUCAAUCAAACGACAAAUGCUUUGUAAGCUUAUCAAAGUAAUAAAUGCAAUUAUAAUAAUAAUAAUAAUAAAUAUCAGAAGUUUAACAAGAAAAUUAAUAAAUCUAAAAUAUUUAAAGAUAAUCAAGCAGCUUAACUUUGAAAUAGCAACUUAAAUAACUUGGUUUGUAAGGAAACAAUCAACAAUAAAAUAAUUAAUAAAUCUAAGAUUAAUUUUCUAGAGAGAAACAAUAACAAAUUUAGUCCAAGUAGUAAUUUGUGUAGCAAAAUAAAUAAAAUGGUUUCGGUCAAGUAAUGAAUAACGAAAGUGGAGGAAAUGUGGAUUAUAUGAUUAAUUCACCUUUUUCCACAUAAAUGAAUAUUUCAGCUAUAAAAAUGAAUGAAUCUUGCAUGAAAAACGUAACUCUUUAAGACAUCGCAACAGAACUGAUGGCUUUAGGUGAAACUAAUAACAAGGAUAUUGUGGAUAUUUCCAAGCUUAUGUAAACUACAACGACAGUUUAUAAUAACACAUCGAAUUUAGCUGCUUCUACAUAGAAUAUUAAUAAUACAAAUAUAUUCAAUUCUCUUCAAGCAGGAAAUAAUGCAGCUCCCAAUUUCGCUUCAGGAAACAGCACACCAAAAGUUAUUUAAAAUUAAAAUUAAAAUAUGAUUGCAAAAUUUAGUAAUGGUACUAUUUGUGCUAAUAAUAACUUAAAGAAUGAGCAGCUCGAAUGUAUUAUGGAAAAAGUAGUUUAAGAGAACACAAUCAACUAAGAUGAAGAUGAUGGAGACAGUAAAUAAAAUAGUAAAAAGCCAUUGAAGUUAGAAGAAAGUGAAUAAAGUAUCUCUGUUUAGAACUAAAAUGAACAAAUCACUCCUUCAGCCUCUCCAACUUUAAAUAAUUAAAAUUCUCAUUUAAUCCAAUCAGUUUAAUCAGACGAUGAUAGAAGAGAACUUACUUUUAGUUCAAGAGCUAUGCAAAAAAUAAUGAAAAAAAGAUAGUUCAAUUUUAAUUAAAACUCUAUCAAUAGUGAUUCAAUUUCAAAUGCUAACUAAAACAACAGUCGAGUUUCUUUUUAGUAAAAUUGCAACAGUUAUAUCAAAAAUCUCAACACAAGUGCUAACCUCUCUAGUAAUACAAAAUACAAUAAUGAUCCAAAUAUUUUUUCUUUUAAUGAUUCUGCAAAUAAACAUUUUUGUCAAAAUAUCUAAGAAAUUUCUCACAGCUCUUAAAAUAAAUAAGAUCAAAAUAAAAAUAUAUCUGAAUUUUAAGGUUCUAAUCAGAUUAAGACAAAUAUGCCUCCUGAAAACUUACGCAGAAUACUCGAUAAGGAAUUUCCUACAGGAUUAAUUAAGUAACAAGAUGAAAUUGAUGACAGUUUAGCUGAUUUCCUUGUUAGCAAUAACUUAUCAGAAUACAUCAAUUUUCCUAAGUAGUUAGUAAACAAUAAUGAGAGAAAUAGAGAGUCUAUAAAUAAUAACUAAAACAAAUAAAAUAUCCAAAAUUACGGAGUUUAUUCUUCAUUUGGUAAUAAAAACUAAUUGAUCUAAAACAGCUAAGAAAAUUACUCAGGUUCAAUGAUGCAAAAGAGUUAAAGUUUCAUCAAUAUUUCUUCUACUUAGCAGAUUUCUAAUAUUGAAAAUGAGCAAUUAGAAAUUUAAGAUAUUUCUCGCUUGAAUUAAUUAGAAGGAGAAGACGAUGAAGUAAUUUUGAAUGAGCAAAGUACAUUUUCUCGUUUAUAAUUUAGGGAAGACGAAGAGAAUAGUUAGUUAUUUGAUGAAGAAAACGAAGAUGAAUCUGAUAAUAAAAAAAUUAAAUUCAAUCAGAAUUCUAAAUAAAAAGUAAAUAAAAAUUAAAAUGAAGUAGAAGACUUUAACAAGAAACAAAAGUCUAAUUUUGUCUAAUAAAAUUUACUUGAAAAUAAUAAUUUAAAAGAAAAAUAAUAAAAUUUAGUUAGCUCUUAAUAGGAAUAUCCAUUAAUUUUUGGCGAAAACUAGAUAUUGACGUAGUCAUACAAUGAUGAAAGCAGCAAUUUCUUUACAGUAAAAUCUUAGUUUGAAAAAACAAGCAUAAUGUUUAAAGACUUAGUUAAAAAGAUGAAUGACGAUUGCAGCAGAAAUUUAAGUGAAAAUAAAAGAUAACUUUUGCAAUAAGUUUGCAACUACAUCCCAUAUGAAGACAAUGAAUUACCCUUCUAUGCAAUCAAGUUUGAUUACAUCAAAGAAAAUCCUGAGCACAUUGAAAUUUUAUCUUCUUAACUUAUGCGUUAAUAUUUCUAAAAUGCGUAAGCAGUCAAAAUAACAUUCAGUCAAAUAGAAAAAAUUCCAUAAUUUUCAUCAAUAACAAAUUAAAAUCUGCUCCACAAUAAUUUGAGAAUUCUUAAUUUAUCCUUUAAUAGCAUCAAGUCUCUGAAAUCAAUAACAACUUCAGAUCUUCAUAACCUUGAAUUCCUAAACAUUAGUUAUAAUUAUCUAGAGAACUUGGAUGGCUUAGAAGAUCUUUACAAAUUAAGAGAACUCCAUGCUUAAAACAAUUAAAUUUCAUUUAUACAUUCAAAAAACACAGCUCCUCUUGAAUAAAUUAGAUAAAUUGACUUACAAAACAACUUACUUCCAAAUCUAGAAGCCCUUGUUGCUCUUUAACAAAACAAGUUCCUUGAAUUACUUAACUUUUAAGGAAAUCCUCUUACAUAGUUCCCCAAUUACUCAAAAUAAGUUUCUAAAUUGCUAAACCAUGUGAAGGCAAUAGAUAUUCCUGACCCCAACAUCAUCAUUUAUACUUUAUCUGAUUAUAGCAAGUAUCGUGAGAUAUGUUUCAUAGAGGAGAAUGAGUUGAAGACAUUUUAAAUGAGGCAAUAAAUGAAGUAAAGUAUGAUAAAAAAUUCAUAGGAAGUGUAGAAGAAAGUAUAAAAAUUAACAGUCAAUACAAAUGACUAAGAAAAUUAAGCAAACAAAUUCAAUUAAAUCUAUUAGAAUAACAUGCCACAAAAUUUACAGUCUCCCUCUAAAAAAAUAUUAUAAUAUCGCUCUCUAAGUCCUCAAAGUAAUAAUUAAUUUUAAUCUUUUGCUGCAAGUAAAAUACAACAGUAAUCAAGUUUUUACUUCUAGAGCAGUAGCAGUAACUAAAACUAGCAGCAAACUAGUUAAAGUUUAAAGUAAUCAAACAUCAACUAAAUCUAGUAAGUAAAUCAUUAAAACUCUUUAGCUGAUAAUUAAGAUUGUAAAGAGAGUUAUUACUUUCAAACUGAAAGAGGCAGUCAUAGCAGCAAUCAUUAGUAAAUGAAAUCUUAGAAUAAUGAAAUCUAUUAAUCUUCCACCAAUAUUUCUUCUAAUUUAAUAAACCAAUAAAAAAUGCCUUAAUCAAUUCAAUUAAUGAAAAAAAGUAUUUGUAGUGUUUAAAGUGAAAAUUCUUUGCCUCAAUAAAAUAUUGAAUCAAUUAUCCAAAGAUAAAAAUUAGAGUAAUAUCCAAGCUAGCUCAAUCUUCAAGAAAAUCUUCCUCUAACAAAUAGAUAAAAAUCAGAAAAGCAAAAUAAUUCUAGAGAAGAAGAACAACCAAAGAUUUUAAUUAAUUAUAAAAAGCAAGGUCACAACAUAUACCAGCUAAGCUAAAAAAAUGAAUUAAUACAUCAAGAAGACACUUAAUAGUAAUUCAGUUAAUAUAACAGUAAAGAUAAAGAGUAUUUUUACCAAGAUGAAAAUGUAAACGAAAUUAAUAUUUAGCACAGUUAAUCCUAGAAUUAGUUCUUUGUUUAGAAUCAAAAUUCUAAAAUAUCCCAAUCCUACCAGCCUUAUUAAAGCACAGAUGAAUAAAAUAAAUAAGAAGGCAAAAAACUUUUUAAGAAUCCCAGUUAAUUGUUCUAAUAGAAUUUUUAAAAUCUUCAGACGAACCAAAAGCAGACUGGAUAGCUCUCACAAAUGAUAAAAAUGAAAAUAGGAAAAGCACAACAACAAUUCCAACAACAGCAAUAGUAAAACCCCAAGAAAUUUUGA